Pteronotus mesoamericanus is the source of this 2595-nucleotide messenger RNA. Its product is annotated as zinc finger protein 211-like. The transcript is spliced from 3 exons. NCBI's taxonomy places the organism in Eukaryota, Metazoa, Chordata, Mammalia, Chiroptera, Mormoopidae. Gene Ontology annotation, molecular function: DNA-binding transcription factor activity, RNA polymerase II-specific; RNA polymerase II cis-regulatory region sequence-specific DNA binding. Gene Ontology annotation, cellular component: nucleus. The record is from RefSeq and is a predicted model, not a curated record. Gene Ontology annotation, biological process: regulation of transcription by RNA polymerase II. The coding region runs from base 70 to 1860 and encodes 596 amino acids.
CUUCUCUCAGUAGCUUUCUGACCCGGUGAGGAUCUUGUGGUCACAGAAGCGAGCGGAGGAGGCGUGAGGAUGGUGGUCACAGUAGGUGUGAAGCUCGGCCACUCCGCUUUGGUGACCAGCGCCAGGGCGGGGACAGAGUCUGUUGUGCUCCGGGGACCACUGUUUUCCGCGGCUCCGGCCCUUCUGCGCUCGCGGAGUUUGAUGGCGGCGGCGGCGGCGGCGCUGAGGCGCCCGGCUGAGGUUGGUUUUACCUUUGAGGAUGUGGCCGUGCACUUCUCCCAGGAGGAAUGGCACCUCCUUGAUGAGGCUCAGAGACGCCUGUACCUGGAUGUGAUGCUGGAGAACUUUGCUCUUAUAUCCUCGCUGGGAUGCUGCUGUGGAACAGAGAAUAUGGAGGCACCCAGUGAACACAAUGCUUCUGUACGAGUGUCACAGGCAAAGAAUUCCAAGGCAGCUUUGUCUUCCCAGAAGAGCCACCCCUGUGAGAGUUGUAGGCUGGUCUUGAGAGACAUUUUCCUCUUGGUUGAGCAGCAGAAAACACAGCAUAGUCUAACACUGCUGAGGUGUGGGGCCUGUGCAAAACGAUUUUAUUUCAGUGCAAAUUAUGACCAGCACCAAGAGCAGCAUAUGAAAGAGAAGCCUGUUAUAUAUGGAGUAGACAGGGUCUCUCUUGUGAACAGCUGCAAUUUCCAUAUAUCAAAAACUGUUAUUGCUGAGGAGGUUGGGAAGAAUUUUCUGACUGUCUCAGGGAACCUCCAGCAAAGUGCCACUGAAAUCGGGGAAAUGCCAAAUAAAAUGUCUGUAUCUGGAAUGAUGUUUGAAAGAAGAAAAAAUCAUACCUGGAGAUUAUGCAAGAACACCACUGGCCGCAAGCACACUGUUGGACAAGACAAGGGCGUUCGUAAUGGAAAACAGUGUUUUUUGUGCCAUGAAUGUGGAAAAUAUUUUACCAGCAGCUAUGGCCUCCAUUGUCAUGAGAGACUUCACAAAGGAGAAAGGCCUUAUGAGUGCAGUGAAUGUGGAAAGUCUUUUGCCACAGGCAGUAGCCUAGGAAAACAUCGGAGAGUUCAUCCUGGAGAAAGGCCUUAUGAGUGUAGUGAAUGUGGGAAAUCUUUCACAAGCAGCCUUGGCCUCCAUUGUCAUCAGAGAGCUCACACACGGGAAAGGCGUUAUAAGUGCAGUGAAUGUGACAAAUCUUUUACCAGUAGCAGUAAGCUCUGUUAUCAUGAGAGAGUUCACACUACAGAAAGGCCUUAUGUGUGCCAUGAAUGUGGGAAAUCUUUUUUCUUUAGAAGUCGCCUCCGUUUUCAUGAGAGAGUUCAUACUAGAGAAAGGCCUUAUGAGUGCCGUGAAUGUGGGAAAUCUUAUACCUGGAGCAGUAACCUCUAUGCUCAUAAGAGAGUUCACACUGGAGAAAGGCCCUAUGCAUGCAGUCAAUGUGGGAAAGCUUUUCAGAGAAAUUCUGACCUUCGUUUACAUCAGAUAGUUCACACCGGAGAAAGGCCUUAUGAGUGCAGUAAAUGUGGGAAAUCUUUCACCAGUAACAAUGGCCUUCGUUAUCACCAGAGAUUUCACACUGGAGAAAGGCCUUAUGAGUGCAGUGAAUGUGGGAAAUAUCUCGCAAGUAACAAUGGCCUCCGUUAUCAUCAGAGAGUUCAUAAGGGAGAAAGGCCUUAUGACUGCAAUAAAUGUGGGAGGUCUUUUACCAGUAGCAGUGACCUCCGUUGUCAUCAGAAAGUCCAUACAAGAAAAAGGCCUUACGCCUGUAGCGAUUGUGGGAAAUCUUUUGUUCGUGUUAGUAACCUUCACUAUCAUGAGAGAUUUCACACUGUGGAAAGGCCUUGUGAGUGUCCUAAAUAGAAAAAUCUUUUAACAGUAGUCAUGGCCUUUAUUGUCAUCAGAUAGUUCACACACUAAGGCCUUUUUGAGUGCAAAAAUGUGAAAAAAUAUUUACCAUGCUGCCAUAUUCUUUUGUUUUGUUUUGGUUACUAGGUCACACAAGAGAAAGGCCUUAUGUGGCAGCAAAUGUGGGAAAUCUUUUACCAGUAGCUGUGACCUCUGUUAUCAGAGAACUCAAGCUGGUUAAAGGCUUCAAGCAUAAAGUAAAUGUGGGAAAUUAUUUAGCCACAUAAUUAUGCCCUCUUGACAUUGGGUAGUUCAUGCUCUGGAAAUGCUUAGAUUUUUGGGUGUUUUAUUUUCUUGUUCAUUGUAACGGCACUAAAGAAAACUGAGUAUCCAUCUGGGUUAAACUUUAUACACAUAUUCAUAGAGUGGACAUUUCUCAUAAGUUUAAUGUUUAAGUUUUAAAGGCUAACAAAUUAUGAUAUAAAAACCAAUUGUCACUUUUUGGAUUCUUACCAGCAGUGCAGGAGAAUUACAUUUCUGCCACCCUAACAAGCUUGUUGAUUUGUUUAAACUUUAUCUUAGCUUUUUCAAUAGGUUGUUGUGCACUCUUACUGCUGUUAUACUUUCAUUUUUAUAAGGAUUCACAACAAGCAUUUCUGCAGAUGUGUAUUUAAUAAUUAUACAUUUUUAGUAAAAUGUGUGCUCAUGUGAUUUACCUGUUUUAUGAAUUUAAGCUACUUCUUUAACAAA